AUGGCUCCUCGACCUGAAGUAGGGAGUGAUUCCUCCCCCAGUCUUAGUAUGUUCUUGCCUUUUGGAUACUUUAGAUUCCUGAAACGGUUGGACCUGGUGACUGAAGACCCAGAGGACAACCCCUGGGAUCUACCAGAGCUUAAAGACACCGGAGUCAAGUGGUCAGAUUUGGAUACAAAGGAAAGAUUGAGGGUGCUGACUGGUAUUGUGAAGCUCAUUCUACUGCUUGGACUCCUCUUGUUUAUUUGCUCAUUGGAUGUUCUGAGUUCUGCUUUCCAGCUAGUCGGAGGCAAAGCUGCUGGUGACAUCUUUCAGGACAAUGUUGUGUUGUCCAACCCUGUGGCUGGGCUGGUGAUCGGGGUGUUAGUCACAGUGUUGGUGCAGAGCUCCAGCACCUCCUCCAUUGUGGUCAGCAUGGUGUCCUCUGGAUUGCUUGAUGUCCAAACUGCUGUGCCCAUUAUCAUGGGGGCCAACAUUGGAACAUCUGUCACCAACACUAUUGUGGCUAUGAUGCAGGCAGGAGAUAGAAACGAGUUCCGCAGGGCAUUUGCUGGAGCGACUGUCCAUGACUUCUUUAACUGGCUGUCUGUGCUGGUUCUUCUGCCUCUGGAAGUGGCCACAGGAGUUCUGUACAAACUCACCCGCCUCGUGAUCGACUCAUUCAACAUCCAGACUGGGGAAGACGCACCUGACCUGCUCAACGUCAUCACAGACCCACUCACAGACUCCAUCGUCCAGCUGGACAAAUCAGUCAUAACUGGCAUUGCCACCGGUGACCCCGAAGCCAGAAACAAGAGCCUGAUUAAAGUAUGGUGCAAAAAGAAGGAUAACACGACUUUCUGGAAUGAAACGGUUACGAAUUGCCCUCAUGGUGUCCUCUGUUGGGUAGAAGGAAAUGAGACCUGGGCCCAGUUGAACGAGACUUGGACUGAGAACCUAGAGAAAUGCAAACACAUCUUCGCCAAUGUUAAUCUCCCAGACUUGGCAGUGGGCCUCAUUCUUUUGGGUCUGUCUUUACUCGUCCUCUGCACCUGCCUCAUCCUCAUCGUCAAGUUGCUCAACUCUAUGCUGAAAGGACAGGUGGCUGUAGUCAUCAAGAAGGUGAUCAACACAGACUUCCCCUUCCCCUUUGGGUGGGUUACCGGCUACAUCGCCAUUCUGGUCGGAGCUGGUAUGACCUUCAUAGUUCAGAGCAGCUCCGUCUUCACCUCGGCAAUAACGCCUCUUGUUGGUAUCGGUGUCAUUAGCCUUGAGAGAGCUUAUCCUCUGACACUGGGCUCAAAUAUUGGCACAACAACCACUGCCAUCCUCGCUGCUAUGGCUAGUCCUGGUGACACACUAGAACAGUCUCUGCAGAUUGCACUGUGUCUUUUCUUUAACAUCAUGGGUAUCCUACUGUGGUAUCAUCCCUUCAUGCGGGUGCCCAUCAGGUUGGCCCGAGGCCUGGGGAACCGUACGUCCAAAUACCGUUGGUUUGCUGCCUUCUACCUCUUCCUGUGCUUCUUGGUGUUGCCCCUCGGCGUCUUCGGCCUGUCGCUGGCCGGCUGGAAGGUUCUGGUGGGCGUUGGCGUGCCCAUCGUUGCACUGAUCAUCUUUGUGAUCAUUAUAAAUGUCAUGCAGUCCCGCUGCCCACGUUUCCUGCCCGAAGUCCUGCACACAUGGGACUUCUUGCCACGGCCGCUGCGCUCCAUGGCACCGUGGGACGUGGCGGUGACGGCCAUGCUGGGCCUCUGCAGCAGGCGCUGUUGUUGCUGCUGUAAAUGUUGCAAAUGCUGCAACAAAAGAGAGGAGGAGGACGAAAAGAUUAGGAAGAACAGCAAAAAGAGCCUGGAGAUGUACGACAAUCCAGCCAUGUCUAAAGACGAGGACACAAAGGGUGCCAUUAAAGCAACACAUCUUUAAUAUUAUUAAGUGGUAUAUUUAAGAAAUAUUCAAUCCAGUAAUGUAUUCAUAACACGCUUUUAAUUGUUCAUCACUUCUCAGGUUGUGGUAUGUUGAUUAUUUUCCUGUGUAGUAAACACUGUUUCUUACCAUCAUCCUGGAUGACAUAAACAGAAGUGUUGGGCAUAUUAUUGUAAACCCAGGACGUGCACUUUCUGGGCAUGUGAUGUUUGUUUUAUGAUGUUCAAUUUAUUAUUCAGAUUCACAAUCUGUAAAAUACUGUGUAUGGCUUUACUAUGGGUGGUGCCGAAUGUUAUGGCUUAUUUUUAUAUUUUUUCAGAUAUGAGCAAGAGGCAUGCGCUUUUAUUG
Messenger RNA from Sphaeramia orbicularis (orbiculate cardinalfish), 2250 nucleotides. It is a transcript of the gene slc34a2b, whose product is annotated as solute carrier family 34 member 2b. Lineage: Eukaryota; Metazoa; Chordata; Actinopteri; Kurtiformes; Apogonidae. Gene Ontology annotation, molecular function: sodium:phosphate symporter activity. Gene Ontology annotation, cellular component: apical plasma membrane; vesicle; brush border. The record is from RefSeq and is a predicted model, not a curated record. Gene Ontology annotation, biological process: intracellular phosphate ion homeostasis; sodium-dependent phosphate transport.